Molecule: messenger RNA, 189 nt
Organism: Pyricularia oryzae 70-15
Lineage: Eukaryota; Fungi; Ascomycota; Sordariomycetes; Magnaporthales; Pyriculariaceae
Exons: 2
Coding region: 1-189 (62 amino acids)
Source: RefSeq, a predicted model, not a curated record
AUGGCCGAGCUCAUCGCCGGAGCGCUGCUGGAAAUCAUAGCCGUCGACUGCAUAUUUCCCAGGGCGAGGCCAUGCAACCCUCAACUGGGCGCUUCCCGUUGGACCAGCCAGUCGCCUAAUGCUUUGGCUGAAGAAAGUCACCUCCUUUUGGCCAGCAGGAGUCGAGCCUUCUACUGCCACGGCUUUUAG